AUGGAUUCCUGCCUGGCUUUUAGCCAGUUUCCAGUCCAUUACUUGUCCUCUUAUCCCUUGACUCUGAAGUUUGCUCAGGAGUCUUUGGUGAGGAACUUUGUCAAAAGCCUUCUGGAAACCCAAAUAAACAAUACCUACCAGCUCAUCCCUGUCCACGUGCUUACUGAUACUUUCAAAGAACUGUACAAGUUCCGUCCGACUCGCAGAGCUCCAGGUGCCGCCUGGAGGUUGGCAAGCCCGGCCCGGCCUCCCCGGCAGGGCUGUUGCGAGGGCGAGAACUGGGCGAGAUGCCGGCCGGCCGGCCUCGGGCGACGGGUCCCGGCGCGCCCCCUCCAGCUGCGGGGCGGGGCCGGCGGGCCGGGGCGGCAGGUGAGCGGGCAGGUGAGGCGCUGGCCCCGCCCGCCCCGCCCGCCCCGCUCCCUCCGCCUCCGCCUCCUGGUGGCCGCCCUGCCGGCCAUGAAGCUGGGCCCCGAGCGGUGGCGGGGCGGCGGGGGGCCGCGCUCCGAGCCCCCGGAGCCCGCCGGGCCGGCAGCCGCCCAGGAGCCGCCCGUGGCCGCCGUCCCGGGGACUGCUAUCGAGCUGAAUGGGGCAAUCCUGGAGGGGAACCAUCCCCCACCUUCCGCCAGUCCAACCCAGGGCCAGCCCGUUGCUCCACCACCGGGGUCCAUCCAGCCCCGAGAGACAUGGGGUGGGAAAUACGAGUUCCUGCUCUCCUGCUUGGGGUACUGCGUGGGGCUUGGGAAUGUCUGGCGCUUCCCAUAUCUCUGCUAUCGCAAUGGAGGGGGUGUGUUUCUGAUCCCCUAUGCCCUCAUGCUUCUCUUCACGGGGCUGCCCCUCUUCCUGAUGGAGCUCAGCCUGGGCCAGUAUGGGGCAGCGGGACCCAUAACCGUCUGGAAGUGCUGCCCCUUGUUGAAAGGGAUCGGGAUCGGGAUGCUGCUGGUGUCCUCGCUGGUCUCUCUCUACUACAAUGUCAUCAUCAGCUGGACUUUCUACUACCUGGGCAUGUCCUUCCAGAGCCCUCUGCCCUGGUCCUGUGAUGCCCAACAGAAUGCCCACCUCUGCCGGGCCCAGAACGACUCAUUGGGAAACGUCUCUCGGAUCAGCGCCAGUGAAGCCUUUUGGAACGAGCAGGUGCUGGGGGUGGUGCACAGCUCCGGCCUUGGGGACCCCGGCCCGGUGAGGUGGCCGCUGGCUCUGUGUCUGCUCCUGGCAUGGCUGGUCAUCUUCCUGUGUACGCUGAAAGGGAUCCACAGUUCCGGCAAGGUGGUGUACUUCACGGCCACGUUCCCCUACCUGGUCAUAGUGGUUCUGAUUAUCCGGGGCGCUACCUUGGAGGGCUCCAUUGACGGGGUGCGCUUCUACCUCUCUGCAGACUGGAGCCGGCUGCACAGUGCUCAGGUCUGGAACGACGCUGCCUCCCAGAUCUUCUACUCUUUGGGGAUCGGCUUUGGGGGCCUCCUCUCUAUGGCUUCCUACAACAAGUUUGACAACAACGUGAUCAGGGACACCUUGGUGAUCGCCAUCGGCAACUGCUGCACCAGUUUCUUUGCCGGCUUUGCCAUCUUCUCCAUCCUCGGCCACAUGGCCUGGCGGAAGAAGGUCCCGGUGGGGGAAGUGGCCGAUUCAGGUCCUGGGUUGGCGUUUGUUGCCUACCCAGAAGCCCUUGCUCUGCUGCCCGGCUCAACUUUCUGGUCCGUGCUCUUCUUCAUGAUGCUCUUCACCUUGGGAAUCGACACGCUGUUCGGCAACAUGGAAGGCAUCACGACCGCCGUGUUAGAUGAGUUCCCCUCCCUGCGUGACUUCAAGCGGAAGGCCCUCUUCCUGGGGGGGCUCUGCUUCACCUUCUACUUGCUGGGCCUCCUACUGGUUACCGAGGGGGGCAUCUACUGGUUCACCCUCAUGGAUGCCUACAGCACCAGCUUUGGCCUCAUCAUCAUCGUCCUCUUCAUGUGCCUUGGUGUCGCCUUCUUUUACGGUGUGAACCAAUUCUGCCAAGACAUCAUUGACAUGAUCUGCCGCUGCCCGCCCUGGUGCAGCAAACUGGUCCUCUACUUCAAAGCCUGUUGGAUGAUCAUUACACCGGGGCUGCUCCUGUUCACCCUCUUCUACAUCUUCCUGGGUUUGUCCAGCACGACUCUGCACUACGGCACCUACGAGUAUCCGCGCUGGGGGGAGGCCCUGGGGGUCUGCCUGGGGGUCCUGACCUGCAUCCAGAUCCCACUGUGGGCGGUUGUCGCUCUCUGCAAGGAGUCUGGGACCCUGGCGGACAGGUUCAGGAAAGCCAUCCACCCGCUAAAUUCCUGGCGCACCCCACAUGGGCGUGACCUCUCUCACCACAUCAUCGACGUCCCUUACACUGUGAACCUGACGGACCACGACUUCACGGGGGGCUGGCAGCAGCAGGGCAGCAACACCCGGCUGCUAGUUUGUGUUUCGCAUGCCCUGGUCGCCAACAGGAACAAGCUUGCCCAAAGGAGCUCCGGGCCUGGUGACCUCCUGCAGCUGGUCGCUGGUGGCCGGACCCAGGAGAAAAACCUCUUUAAGCAACGAGGAGUUAAACUCUGGAAUUCACAGCCGGUGGAGGCAGUGAUGGCCGAGAGAAGAGAGAAUUAG
This is a messenger RNA of Euleptes europaea (tarantolino), 2613 nucleotides long. RefSeq names its product sodium-dependent proline transporter-like. Gene Ontology annotation, molecular function: L-proline transmembrane transporter activity. Gene Ontology annotation, cellular component: membrane. Gene Ontology annotation, biological process: sodium ion transmembrane transport. The record is from RefSeq and is a predicted model, not a curated record. NCBI's taxonomy places the organism in Eukaryota, Metazoa, Chordata, Lepidosauria, Squamata, Sphaerodactylidae. Bases 1 to 2613 code for a protein of 870 amino acids. The transcript is spliced from 17 exons.